This is a messenger RNA of Kockovaella imperatae, 1754 nucleotides long. RefSeq names its product nucleotide-diphospho-sugar transferase. Lineage: Eukaryota; Fungi; Basidiomycota; Tremellomycetes; Tremellales; Cuniculitremaceae. The record is from RefSeq and is a predicted model, not a curated record. The transcript is spliced from 9 exons. The coding region runs from base 289 to 1635 and encodes 448 amino acids.
ACCGGCUGGAUCUGCCAGCUUGUCCAUCCACGACUGGGACAGUCCCACACCUCUCGUCUUGUCUGCACAGCUCGAAGGUCUCUGUCGGUUGGGAAAACACAGCACGACCUGGCUUGUCGGCUAUUAUUUUUUCCCCUCCUCUAUGUUUAGAUCACCAGUUUGAGCACUCGUCUCGUACACAUUUCACAUCCAUCCAUCUUCAUUCAUCCUCAGUCGCAGCAAAGUCACCGCACUCCAGGGCAGCGGUACUUUAACGGCGGAGCCCAAGAGGGGCGUUGAGAUUACAUCAUGUUGUAUCUCACUGCUGAUAAAUUCCCGGUCUUCGUGCCAUUCGGAAUCAUUGGAUUCUACCGAUACCUCUGGUAUCUCAUUCGACUAGUAGCCUAUGGAGUCUACCGGCCUAUUCCAUUACCUGAGAACCCGACAUACAUAGCGAGCGAAGAUGUGACCAUCAUUGUGCCGACCAUUGAUGCAGGAGAAGAAUUCAGAGAGGCGGCCUUCUCAUGGCUCGAAGGAGACCCGAAAGAGAUCAUUAUCGUCACUGAGGAGCGAAUGCGAGGUCCAUUACAAGAUCUGGCAGACUCGGUCGAUCCAUCUCGGAUCCGCGUUCUCACUGUUCCUUUCGCCAACAAACGAAUGCAAAUGUCCCAUGGAAUCCGACAUACGACAACGGACAUCAUUGUCUUUGCAGACGACGAUGCCAUCUGGCCUUCGACCCUCCUACCUUAUGUCUUGGCCUGCUUUGAAGAUCAACAGGUUGGUGGAGUAGGAACCUCUCAACGUGUCAAGCCUUGUGGUAAACGAAUGACCGUUUGGGAAGUUUUGGCGGCUUUCAGGUUGACCAUCCGUAAUAUCGAGAUCGCAUCGUCCACUCACAUCGACGGCGGUAUCCCGUGUCUCUCUGGACGAACAGCAGCUUACCGAACUGUCAUUUUGAAAGACCCCGACUUCUUGCACGGAUUCACCAAUGACCUCUGGUUGGGCAAAUACCAUCUCAAUUCUGGAGAUGACAAGUUCCUCACUCGCUGGAUGGUGUCUCAUGGAUGGAACACUUAUGUUCAAGUUUGCAAGGAGGCUGAGCUGUUGUCAACAAUGAAACCCAAUUGGCGAUUCCUCAAACAAGUCUUGCGAUGGACUCGAAAUACCUGGCGAUCAGACUUCCGUUCCAUCUUCAAGGAGCGAUACAUUUGGACCAAGCAUCCAUACGUCGCUUACAUGAUGCUGGACAAGUUUAUCAAUCCGUUCACCCUGUUGGUCGGCCCAGCCUUAGUGGCGUAUCUGAUAGUGAAGAGUACGAAGGAUGUAUUGGAUGGAGGAUAUCAUUUGCCCGCAUGGAACAUUGUUUGCUCCUACCUUGUCUGGCUGAUGUGUACGCGUACCUUCAAACUCCUCCCGCAUCUAUGGCAUAACCCAGCGCACAUCAUCUACGUGCCGAUCUGGAUCAUCUUCGGUUACUACUUUGCCAUAAUGAAGCUUUAUGCCGUACUGACCCUACACAAGACUGGAUGGGGAACGCGAUCGGGUAUCGGUGACCCUGCCACUGCUACCGCUGCUGUGUUGGAGAAGCAUGACCCGCCUCAACGUCGAAGCCCUCCGACACCGUAUGACGUCGAGAUGAAUUCGAGGAAGGGUUGAGAUGGGCACGGUGGAGGAGUAUGAGCGUGAUCAGCAUAGAUGGAUGGAUGGACGGAUGGACAAUAUGGUGUCACGACCACGGACAAAGUAGCAUAUUAUGAUUGUGUUUUUCAAUCUGU